This is a messenger RNA of Vespula vulgaris, 5127 nucleotides long. It is a transcript of the gene Blm, whose product is annotated as recQ-like DNA helicase Blm. Gene Ontology annotation, cellular component: nucleus; chromosome; cytoplasm. Gene Ontology annotation, biological process: DNA replication; double-strand break repair via homologous recombination. The transcript is spliced from 16 exons. Gene Ontology annotation, molecular function: 3'-5' DNA helicase activity; four-way junction helicase activity; nucleic acid binding. NCBI's taxonomy places the organism in Eukaryota, Metazoa, Arthropoda, Insecta, Hymenoptera, Vespidae. The record is from RefSeq and is a predicted model, not a curated record. Bases 295 to 4464 code for a protein of 1389 amino acids.
UUUGUACAUUUAAUGAAUAUAUGUAUAGUAAAUUAUCGUAACAAAUAUAAUUGUCAAAUAGAGAACCUGAUAAAUGAUUUGACUAUCUAGUUUAUAAAAAUAUACACGUGGUCUUUUGUUACAUAGUUUCCCGCCUAAACCGAUAACUUAUUUGACAAUAAAAGGUUUUUACAUAAUUUUUCUAAUAAUGAAGUCGUGAAAAGAACUCUCAAAAAAUGCUUUUUAGUCCAUUGUUUUUGUAAACAAAGCUUUGUUAGUAAACGGUAUUUAUAUGUGGAACAUUAAAUUGUCAAUAUGUCCAAAAAGCUUCCUAUUAAUCAAAAUUCAGGAGUUCCAAAGUUGACAACAUUUUUCAAACGACUGCAGAACAAGGAUAAUUUAACCUCUAGUACACCUACUCAACAAAAUAUUUUAAAAAGUCCAAACGUAAAAUAUGACAUUUCUAUUGAUUCAGAUGAUGAUAGUGAUAGUUUUAUUUCUUCAAAUUUAAAAAAAGAGUGUAAAAUGGUAGAUAGUGUUAUAAGCCUUGAAAGCUCAAAUGAUUUACCAAGUCAAAGUGUAUUUAAAGCACAAUCUCAAGAAAGUAGUUCUUCACUUAUACAAUAUGUGGAAGAUUCUAUAGAAGAAAAGGAAAGAUUGAAAAACAUACAAAAAACAAGUGCUUUUGAUGCGAGAAGUACAUAUAGAAAAAAAAUUGUCUUUGAACAAUUUUCGGACAGUGAGGAUGAAUGUACAAAAUUAAAAACAUGUCCACGUUUAAAUAAUGAGUUAAAACAAACAGAAGAUAAAAAAGAGAAUUUAGAAACACAAGAAAAUCUCACCAGUAAUGCAGAUAUACCACCAUCUGCUGUUCAUAAUAAGACUGCUAUAACGUCACCUGAAAUGAGUAAACAAAAUUCAUUUAAUAGCCACGUUAGCCCUGAGGAAAUUAAACAUAAUACAAAUGAAAAUAUUGUGAAUAAAGAUACUGAAGGCUGUAAUGAAAGAAAUACUAAGAAAGCUAAGAAUGUUAUCAUAUCUGAUUCUGACAAUGAUAAUUCUGAUUCAAAAGAAACCAUUCAAAUGACACCAAGAAAGAAAUGGAUAGGUCCUGACUAUAAAUUGAAUCUGAAGCCUUUAGGUAUGGAUAAACAAUUAAUUUCUUGGAUUCAAUCAAUAAAAGAACAACCAAUUAUGUCAUCUUUGCCUAGAACAGAAAAUGAUUUAGAAGAUAGACGUCAAAAUCUGCAAGAUCUUCAAAUAGAAAUUCUACAAAAAUUUUGUGUGGCUAUGAACCAAAUUCCAAUACCUGUAUUAGAAAAAUUUCCGAAAUUUAAUGCAGAGGCAUUUAAUAAAUUAACAAUAUUAAAUCAGCAUGUUAAAGCAAAAUUACGUUUGAUAAAUAAAAAACUGGAAAAUAUACAAAAAAUAGAGAAAGAAUUAAAAUCUACAAUUGAUAAUCAAUUCAUAGAUGAAGCAGAAUGUCAUAGUCCUGUUUUUAAGAAACACAACAUACUCAAAAGUAGUUCAAACUUGAACAAUUCAAAGGAUAGUAUUAACCUGAGUCUUAAUUCUUUUAGCAAAGAAAUAAUAGGUUCUAAUGAAACUUCAGAUACAUUAUCAUCAAGCAUUACUAGACCUUCUUUAAAUCCAUGGCAAACAGAUGAUACUGAAAAAGUAAAUAUGAAAACCUCUGCCAAUAAUAACUUGUCUGUAGUAAGUACAAGCACUGCAACAGCUACAACGAAAAAAAGUACUUUUCAAUUAAAAAGACCAGUUAGAGCUACAGUAUGCACAGAAGUUACAAAAAAAAUAGGCGAGUUAUGGGAGAAAGAACAGCAACAAUCAAAACUAUUAAAAAUAAAAUCUGAUUCUGAAUGUGAUGCAAGUAAUGUUAGCUUUAAAUCAGAGCAAAAUGAACUUGCAUAUCAAAAUAAAAAUUUUGAUUGUAAUAACUUUAAAGCAAAAGAAUUUCAAAAGGAUGUACAAUCUACAUUUAAUCAAAAAAAUGAUUGGAUUAAUAAUAGUGAAAAUUUUGAGGAUGAGUUAAUAACAAAUAAGAACAGAAGUAUUACUGAAACAUUUAAACAAGAGCAUAAGAUUUCUGUAUCUUUAAGUGAUAGUUCUAAUUUAGAUUUAAGUAUGAAAGAAGUGAGUAGCCAAGAAAAAAAGAAGAAUACUACUACAAAUAAUAAAAUAGAUGUAAAUUUAAAUACAUCUGUUUCUGAAGGAAUCUUUACUGGAAAUUAUAAAAAUGAUGGUAUUAGCGGAGAAUUCGAUGGUUUAAAUUAUCCUCAUUCUCGUGAAAUGUUAAAAAUAUUUAGGCAGAAAUUUGGUCUAUAUUCUUUUAGACCAAAUCAAUUGCAAGCAAUUAAUGCAGCACUUCUUGGAUUUGAUUGUUUUGUCUUGAUGCCUACAGGUGGAGGAAAAUCACUUUGUUAUCAAAUGCCAGCUCUUCUUGUACCAGGAAUUACAAUUGUUAUUUCUCCUUUAAAAAGUCUUAUUCUUGAUCAAGUUCAGAAAUUGACUUCACUUGACAUUCCUGCAGCACACAUGUCUGGCAAUUUAACUGAAACUCAAUCAGCUGGAAUAUAUAGAGAAUUAUCAAAGAAAGAUCCAGGUUUAAAAUUAUUAUAUGUGACACCUGAAAAAAUAUCUGCUUCCCAAAAAUUCAAUAGUAUUUUAACAACUCUAUUUCAAAGAAAUUUGUUAGCACGAUUUGUUAUCGAUGAAGCACAUUGUGUAAGUCAGUGGGGCCAUGAUUUCAGACCAGAUUAUAAGAAAUUAAAAUGUCUCAGAGAAAAUUAUCCUACAGUGUCAACAAUUGCUUUAACAGCUACAGCUACUCCAAGAGUUAGAACAGAUAUAUUGUAUCAAUUGGGUAUGACAAAACCAAAAUGGUUUAUGUCAAGUUUCAACAGACCGAAUUUGCGAUAUAGUUUAAUUGCAAAGAAAGGCAAAAAUUGUUCUGAUGAAGUUAUAGCUAUGAUAAAAACAAAAUUCAAAAAUCAAUGUGGUAUUGUUUACUGUUUAUCACGUAAAGAUUGUGAUAAUUACGCUUUACAAAUGAGAAAAAAUAAUAUUCGAGCUCAAAGUUAUCAUGCUGGAUUGACAGAUAAUCAAAGGAGUGAUAUUCAAGGACAUUGGAUUUCAGAAGAAAUCAGGAUUGUUUGUGCAACUAUAGCAUUUGGUAUGGGUAUUGAUAAGCCUAAUGUACGCUUUGUAAUACAUGCUUCUCUACCAAAGUCUAUAGAAGGUUAUUAUCAAGAAAGUGGACGUGCUGGUCGUGACGGAGAAAAUGCCGAAUGUAUAUUAUUUUAUAAUUAUGCUGAUAUGCAUAGAAUUAGAAAAAUGAUUGAAAUGGAUAAUUCGAAUAGAGAUGUUAUAAAAACACAUAUGGAUAAUUUAUUCAAGAUGGUAUCCUUCUGUGAAAAUAAAACAGAUUGUCGCAGAGCAUUACAACUUAACUAUUUCGGUGAAAUUUUUAAUCGAGAAAAAUGUAUUGCAAAUAAAUCAACUGCAUGCGAUAAUUGUAGGUGUAAGGCGGAGUUUACUAUGUUGGAUGCAACAAAUUAUGCACGGCAAAUUAUGAAAGCAGUACGAGAAAUUAAUCAGAAAAAAAAUUCUAAAUUAACUCUAGUAUUUCUUACGGAUAUUUUUAAGGGAAGUGAUUUAAAAAAAAUUAGAGAAUCAGGUCUUACGAAUCAUCCAUUGUAUGGUCAAGGUAAAUCGUGGAGUAGAGGUGACAUAGAACGUCUUUUACAUGAAAUGGUACUUAAAGAAUAUUUAAGAGAGGAAAUGUAUAUAAAUAAUGAAAUCGCGUGUGCAUAUUUAAAACUUGGUCACAAAGCGGCAGAUUUAAUGACCGAAAAAGACACAAAGGUGAUUAUUCCAAUACGUGCUGCAAAUAGCAGUUCAAAUGCAAUAGCAACUGUUUCUACAGUUACAACUAAAGUUAACAAAGUUUUACAAGAAUUGCAAGAUCGUUGCUAUUCAGAAUUAAUAGGAAUUAUUAGAGGAAUAGCGGGUGCACUUGAUGUAUCUGCAUCGUCAAUUAUGAAUAUGAUAGCUAUCAGAGCAAUGAGUCAGCAGUUACCUGAUAGUGAAGAAGCCAUGUUAAAGAUUCCCCAUGUCACAAAGGCGAAUUUUGAUAAAUAUGGCAAAGCUUUAUUAGAUAUUACGCAAAAAUAUGCAGCAGAAAAAUAUGUUUUAUUGAAUGAAGCUGAUGAGAAUUCAGUUGAUAGUACUGAUGAGGAUGCAACUUCGUGGAAUACUGCCACAAAUUCCUCUUAUUCUGAAAGUACAAGAGGUAAAUAUGGAAGUACAGGAGGAAGAAAACGUAAAGGCUAUAAUAAUUAUCGUUCUAGCACCAAAAAAGCUAAAUAUACAAAUUCAAGCGCGCAAAAAGGAAAAGCAGCUCCGAAACGUAAAACUACUGCAGCAAAGUGUACUGUCGGACUUGUAAGUUUCUCAAAGAAGAAAUAAUAUCUCAUUGUCAAUGACACAGAACAGUGAUUAUUAUUUUUAUAAAUUAUGUAUUUAAUUAUUUGUAUUAACUUUUGUAUUUGUAAGACAUUGAAUGACUAUUUUGUAUUAAUAUUAUGAUACAGUGUAUCAGUGAAUCUUUGAAAUUGGCGUUUUAGCCAUAUUAUAUAUAUUUCAAUGAAAAUUGUUUAACUGUGUAGAUACUCAAUAAAAUUUUUUAGCGGAUUAAGUUAUCUGCUAUCGUGAAUGUGUUUUUGUAAAAAAUCUACAAAAUUAUGAUAUUUUAGUGAUAGUAUAAUUAUAAUCACUCUCGUCAUGUAAAUGAUGAAUAUCAUGGCAUCUGCAAUUUUAUUGGCUACUGACUUUACUCACGAUAUAUGAAUACGUCAUUUUACAUUUACAUAAUUAUUAACUUUGAUGUGGUGUGUGUAUGUUACAUUAAAUUGAUGGUAUGUAUCAAUAAUUUUUAUAUAAUAAAAUGAAUAUAAUAUAAUAUAAUCUAUAAUUAUUUCAAGUAAGAAAUGAAAAUGAAAUAACAAAAAUCAAAGCAUUUGCAGAAUGUUGGAAAAAAUAAUUUUUGUAACAUAAAAAUUAAGGAAUUAACUUAUAAAUAGAAAUUGUAUGUACAAAUUAAUUAAAUAUAUUUAAUAGUGCAUUAUCUUU